Ceratitis capitata (Mediterranean fruit fly) is the source of this 6136-nucleotide messenger RNA. RefSeq names its product kinase D-interacting substrate of 220 kDa (gene Arms). Gene Ontology annotation, molecular function: protein binding. Bases 865 to 5484 code for a protein of 1539 amino acids. The record is from RefSeq and is a predicted model, not a curated record. NCBI's taxonomy places the organism in Eukaryota, Metazoa, Arthropoda, Insecta, Diptera, Tephritidae. The transcript is spliced from 12 exons.
UUGUUGCUUUUCUUUGAACAUCAUCAGUUGCUUUGUCUCUGCCGUCAUUUAUCGCGAUUGCUGUUGCAACACUCCAAUUCGAAAGGGGAAAAAAUCAAAAUGUUUGUGCUGUGAAAAUAUUUGCAAAAAAUAUUCCCAAAUUAUGAUAAUCAAUUAAAUUGCGCGAAUGUGAAGAGUGUCGCAUGCAAUAAGACUACGUGGACCCAACCGAGCACUUGCCAAGAAAAGCAAUCGCAAAACCCCGUGGUUGUCAAAUUUUUUAUCUAAAUACAAUUUAUGCGGACGUCUGCAGAGCAAAGUAGCUCGGGUGAAGGAAAACUAUUACAUAUUAUACCACAAAAAAAGUGAAAAAUCGCAAAAUCAUUUAUCAGAAAAUUCACUAUAAUAUUAAGUGAUGUACAAAACUUAGUGAUUUAAUUGGCACGUGAGCGAUUAAGUGAAAUAAUUUACAUGUACAAGCUUUUCAUAUAGUCACAAAUUAAUAAGUGAAAAUUUCGACCGAAUUGGGCUCUAUAAAAUUGUUCCAUAAAAUAAGAAAGCGCAUGAAGGCUUAUUUCGUAUUGUGAACGGCGAGUCGUGAUUAUUUGGGAGUUUGUUGAUUGCUUUACGCAAGCCACCAAACAAAUCGAGUCAUCACUAUAAUUUGGCUGCAUCGACAGACCAAUAACAACAAGAGCGGAAAACGUCAUUAAACGUCUUGUGCCCUCAUCAUCGUCCUAGACUUUUUUGUUUUAUUCAUUUCUUUGUUUUGGCACUGUACUGUGGUGUAGAACGGCUAGAUAUAACCGAGUACCUAUUGGAAAUUGGUAACCGAUUUUUUUAUGACUGGCGCUCUUAAAGCAUCUCAAUCGCUACGGAGAUUCUAUGGGUUCAUUAGCACAUCGAGCGCUCCUACAAUAUGUGGACUCUAAUGACCUAUCCGGUUUGCGCGCUAUCUUAGAUAGUCGACAUUUAUCUGUCGAUGAUCGUGAUGAGAAUGGCACCACUGGACUUAUGGUUGUUGCUGGACGUGGCUUAACUGUUUUUGUGCGCGAAUUUUUGGCUCGCGGCGCAGAUGUUCAAGCGGAGGACAAUGACAAUUGGACGGCACUGCUGUGCGCUGCCAAAAACGGUCAUUUCGAUAUCGUUCAGCUACUCAUCGAUCAUGGCGCCGAUAUUGAGCAUCGUGAUAUGGGCGGUUGGACGGCAUUGAUGUGGGCUGCUUACCGUGGGCACACGGAUCUGGUGCGUUUCCUACUGGAGAAAGGUGCUGAUGUGAAUGUACAUGGCAAUUAUCAUUUAGGGCCACUGCUCUGGGCAGCCGGUCGUGGUUUUAGGGAUAUUGUGGAACUCCUGGUGCAACGUGGUGCUAAGGUUAAUGUCGGUGAUAAGUAUGGCACAACAGCGCUUGUGUGGGCAUGCCGCAAAGGUAAUGCCGAGAUUGUCGAUACGCUGCUGAAGGCCGGUGCUAAUGUUGACACGGCGGGCAUGUAUUCGUGGACGCCGCUGCUGGUGGCCACCUCAGGCGGACAUACGGACUGUGUCUCCUCGCUGCUGGAAAAGAAACCAAAUGUUAAUGCAUUGGAUAAGGACGGCAUGACGGCGUUGGCGAUUGCGAGUCGUGAGGGCUUCCAGGAAAUUUGUGCGUCUCUAAUCGCAGCUGGUGCAUACAUCAACAUUCAAGACCGCGCCGGCGACACACCGCUUAUACAUGCCGUCAAAGGUGGACAUCGUGGCGUCGUUGAAGCUCUGCUUAAAAAACACGCUGAUGUCGAUAUCCAAGGCAAGGAUCGAAAAACUGCUAUAUACACUGCGGUGGAAAAAGGCCACACACACAUUGUCAAAAUCCUCCUAUCCACCAAUCCCGAUCUCGAGGCGCCGACUAAAGACGGCGACACGGCUUUGCUACGUGCCGUCCGUAACCGCAAUUUGGAAAUCGUGCAAAUGCUGCUCGAUCGCAAAGCGAAAGUCACAGCCAGCGAUAAGCGUGGCGACACCUGCUUACAUAUUGCCAUGCGCGCACGGUCCAAGGCGAUUGUGGAGGCCUUACUGCGUAACCCGAAGAACAGUCAGCUAUUGUACAGAGCAAAUAAGGCUGGUGAGACACCAUACAAUAUUGAUACCAUACAUCAGAAGACCAUACUGGGACAAGUGUUUGGUGCUCGUCGUCUCAACACAAACGAAGACUCGGAAGGCAUGCUCGGCUAUGAACUGUAUUCAUCCGCUUUGGCCGAUGUACUGAGCGAGCCCACACUAACGACGCCCAUCACGGUUGGUCUGUAUGCCAAGUGGGGUAGUGGUAAGAGUUUUCUACUCAAUAAACUCCGCGAUGAGAUGAACAACUUCGCACGCCAAUGGGCGGAACCACCCAUCAAUACUAACGGUUUGCUGUUUCUCGUUAACCUGCACAUAGCGCUCUUACUUGGCACUAUCGUCGGAUUGUCCGCGUGGUCUGCCAUGUGGGGCGGUAUAACAGCGUUGCUCUACCUUGUGCUUACCUACCUCCUGCUCGCCAGUAUUAAGUAUGCCAACAACCACAUGGACGUGUACUGGGCAUAUUCGGUGCAACAUGGUAUUUCGAAACGCAUCGGACGACUGCGUCUGAUUCUACAAGUGGCAUUCUGUCAUCCGCCAGGCGCACAAGCAGACGCUCAAGCUAAACCGGUGCGUUUCCAUUUUGCAGAGGCGAGCAGCGCCUCACCCACCGGCGAAAGCUCUGUAACACAUAUGUUGGCAGCGCUGUUUGAGGCCAUCGAAAGCCACUAUGGUUGGUUAUCGACACGUCUGUAUCGCGCGUUUCGUCCCAAAGCGGUGAAGGCGACAUCCGGCUGGCGGUGGCGUCGCAUGUGCUGUUUGCCAAUUGUGAUCGUUUUCGAACUAUGUUUAUUAACGCUCGUGACGGGUAUUUCACUUGUGGUGGCUUACUUCACGUACGCUUCAGAUGAGGAGAGAGAGGGGAUACUCGUAACAAUUUAUGUGAUUUGCGCGAUUUUGGUGACAAUUAUCUGUACGAAUUUGCAUGUGCUGGCCAAGGCGUUCGGUUCGCUGUUUAUUUCUCAAGGUCGGCAUUUGCGAAAGUCGGUGCGCCAUAACGAGGGUGCGCCGCUGACCGCUUUGGGUGCUGAGGUGGCACUGAUGACCGAUAUGGUCAAGUGCCUCGAUGCCUUCACUAAUCAACAAAGUCGUCUUGUGGGCGUGGUUGACGCGCUGGACUCUUGUGAUACGGAGCGCAUCCUGUGCGUACUCAACGCCGUACAAACUCUACUCUCCUCGCCGAAUCGACCAUUCGUUCUACUCAUCGCUGUCGAUCCUCAUGUCAUUGCCAAGGCAGCCGAGGCCAACAGUAGGCGUCUCUUCACCGAGGGUGGCAUCGGCGGACACGACUUUCUGCGCAAUCUGGUGCACUUGCCGGUGUAUUUGCAGAACUCAGGUCUGCGCAAAGUGCAACGUGCUCAAAUGACUGCUAUGCUCUUCAAACGCAACUACAGCGAAUUUCCCAACGAAGAUGGACCGACUCUCGGUCAUUCUGUGUCUGCACGUCGAUUAUCGAAUGCAUCGGAGAUCAUGUCCAGUCAAGAAAAGUUGCGUACCUCGCACAACCCGGGACGUAGUGGCGGCAAGAAGUUGCGUCUGUCGGAGUCCGUGGCUAGUUCAAUUGGUUCGAAUUUGCAUCGGUUGGGCCAAAAUCCGCAGGGUGUACUCGAUCUGUCGCGCAUCAUGCUAACCGAUGACUACUUCAGCGAUGUGAAUCCGCGCAGCAUGCGUCGACUGAUGAACGUCAUCUACAUAACAGUGCGUCUCUUGAAAGCAUUCCAAAUAGACUUUAGUUGGUAUCGUUUAAGUUCAUGGAUAAAUUUAACCGAGCAGUGGCCAUUACGCGCCAGCAUGAUCGUAUUGCACCACGACAACUAUAUGGAUCAGUACGACGACAAUUUGUCACUUCAGGCGGUCUAUGAAAAAGUUCGUCCGAAAAUCGCCUGUCUGCGCGAAGCUGCGCCAUUACUUGAGCUCGAUCGUGAUGAACGCAAAUUGGAUGCCUUCUUGCAGUUACAUAAAUCGGAUUUGCUGGUGGCGGACUUGCGUAUAUUCCUGCCGUUCACUAUCAAUCUGGAUCCGUACUUGAGAAAAGUGCUGAAAGAGGACCAGCAAUCGAUCGAAGAUGAAGGCACUCUAGUGCUGCAAAACAAGCCGAGUGUUAAUCCUGUCGUACGCAUACCCCCGCCGACACCGACGUAUGUGCCUUCACCCGCUGCUUAUCCGCCGUAUCAACUGUUUCACAACGACUUUGAGCUGAGACAUCGAACCAGUACAGCCUCAGAGCCGGCAUUGACACCGCUCAUAGGCUCGCCAAGUGAAUCUUUUGGUGAUGACGUGCUGCAAACCAAAUUAUCCGACUUAACUGUCGAGGGCGUUAUCAGUUUACUUGAACGCGUCGAUGAUCUGCGCCCAGCUUUACCGAAAUUGUCGCCAAUACUGAAGGAGAACGCCAUUAACGGACGCGUACUAAAAUAUUGCGAUAUUAACGAUCUGAAAGGGGUAUUGGGGCUCAAUUUCGGUCACUGGGAAUUAUUUAGGUUAUUAAUAAAUACACUACGUGAUUGUGAGAAAAUGCAACGUAAAUUCAAGCCAACGCCAGCAAUUGUCGAGGCGCCGCCAACGAAUAUAACAGCGCCGAAAGACAGUACAGAUUCGCAUACGCUGGCGCCCAAUCAGCCACAUUCGCGUAAAAACUCCACUUCAAGUCACAUGGAAAAACAGGUCACUCUUGAGGAGCAAAUGAUUUGCGGUGCACUGCAAACCCUCAACGAGGAGGCUUUCGAGGAUGUAGCGAGCAGCGAACGACCCAGCCCGUCGGGUUUGCCUACAGGUGAGAUGUUAGCUGCAGCUGCACAACUGCAAUUAGCGCCCAUACGCGAGUCAUCGGAAUUCGGUUCACCAUCCGAUGAUCUCAAAUUUAGUAAUCACUUCCUACAAUAUGCCAACAAUAACAACUAUGGCAAUUUUCCCACACAACAUAAUCACAGCGGCAGUACACAUUCACUGCAGAGUAUUGGUAUUGGUGGUGGUGGUGGUGGUGGUGGUGGUGUUGGUGGUGGUAAUAACGGUCUUCAUAUGGGUAAUGGCGGUAGUGGUGUACUUCAUUAUAAUACAAAUAGUUCUGGUGGCGGUGGUGGUGUGGGUGGUGUUGGUGGCGAUAUGUACAAGUUGCGGCAUAGUAUUGUUGGUGAUGCCAGCACCCAGGCUGCCGUACAAUUGCUGGCUAAUCAACAACACCAACUGACAACGGGCAGCCACCAUGGUGCACACCAUCGCAAUCAGCGCCAUCAUUCGGUCGGUGAUGAUUUGUUCUGUGAUACACUUAUACCGCAACAAUUGCGAUCGCCUGCACAGCAACAGCAGCAGCAACAACAACAACAACAGCAACAGCGUAAUACCACUGUACCAAUAGUUGUUGUAAUACCAAAUACAAAUGGUGAACAUGAUAUCAACGACACGCCGUUGUAGAUCGAUAUUCGGAAAUUCGAACAUUCGCGUUUAUCAAUGCAAUAUAUUAUAGUUUAGUUUCAGAGAAAAUGCAAUAAUCUUCAAACUACUCACAAACGUAUAUACAUACAUACAUACAUACAAAUGUAUUUGUCAUAAUGUAUCAAUUGUGAUUAUCCGUUAAAUAAUCCCAAAAACUGCACCACAAGCACAUACAUACAUACAUAUGUACAUACAAUGUUGGCACACAAAACCACAAACUAAACUAAACUAUAAGAACUACUCCUCUAAGCUCCUUCACUUUUAGUACUGUUCAGCAGUACGUUUGGUGCGUCAUCGCAUUCGAAAAUUUUAUUUAAAGAAAAUUCAAUAUUCAUCAUACAUACAUGCAUAUAAUAUGUAUAGUGUCUAUUUAGCAUUAGACAUAGUUAGCAGACGAGAAAAUGGUAAAAUUAUUUAGACUUGCACACGUAGAAUAGAAAUAUUCUUGAUAAAGUGUAAAAAGGACCCAACUAACAUGAUUUCACACUUGCGAAAAAUCCUCACGGCAGUACAAUAAAAAUUUCGAAUAUUUUUUCGAGCCGAAAAAGCUUAAAUCUACGAUAACUUAUUCGUUGAAAAAAUUCAAGAAACAUCUAUAAUCAAAUCUCAAUAUGUCGCAAAAAAAAAAAAA